Molecule: messenger RNA, 2912 nt
Organism: Orussus abietinus
Lineage: Eukaryota; Metazoa; Arthropoda; Insecta; Hymenoptera; Orussidae
Product: transmembrane protein 53
Exons: 5
Coding region: 942-1940 (332 amino acids)
Source: RefSeq, a predicted model, not a curated record
CCAUUUUAGAUUUGAUUAAUCCAACUCUUCGCUCGACUGAAUUCGAUUGAGCCCUCGUUACUUCUUUUUUUUCUCCCGAAUUUCGAAGAGGGAAGAGCGACGGCGCCGGAUUCGCCGGUGGAAGGUUGGCUAGGUCGGGUAUCGAUCCCUGGGAGGUUGGCCGUCAGGACGACGCAAGUCCGUUGGGACGAGCACGCAUUCUCGUAGCCUCGAACCGCCGCAACGAGGUGUCCGCGACCUCGCAACGGACGAAGUCGCAGCCUCGAAGUUCCUCGGAGCGAGGAACUCCGCGGUCGCAGGGAGAAGCCUGCGACCUCGACUUCUUUUAGUGAAAUAACACGUGCAAUCGUGGUCCCAAAUCUCUUAGGACGGUGCAGUGAGAGGAUCUUCGACUUCUUAGGGACCUAGUGAUUUCGCAGCUUUCAAGGAACUUGCAGUAUCGAAGGUCGCAGCGGAGAAGACCUCGACCUCACAUUAUUGGAAACUGUUAUAGUGAAAAGAUCUCCAGACUUUGCUAAAGAAAUUCACCGAGCUCGCGCCAAAUACAUAAAUAAUAAGCAUGUUAACCUUACGGCCUCGCAUUAUUGGAAGUGACGGUGAAGAAGAUCGCAACUUCCAGGGUCUUAAUAAAGAAAUUCGUGGUCCUCGGAUUUUCCUGGCGAGAAAAGCCACGAUCUCUUCUUAGUACUACUGUGUGGUACCAAAUCUUAGCAGCGAGCGAAUCCGCGACUCUUUGUUUGCAACGACCACCCUUGAGGCGUCGUAAUCAACUUUAAGGCCUCUUCGAAAGCUAAGAGGAGUUCUUGGCCUCAUAGGUCUUAAUAAGAAACUCUUUAGUCACGAACCUUCGCACGUUGUAGUGAAAACGGCCUCGAGGAAGAGCGGGAAUCCCAGGAUUUUGGAGUUUUGGUGCAGUAGACAAAGUCGCUCAGUUCUCCAAAAUGGCGACCGGCGGCGAUCGGCCGGCCGAAGACCAGCUGGAUUACCGGCUGGUGUUUCCUUCGCCAAAAGACCAAAUAGUUAACGCCGGUCGCGACCAACACGAAGAGUUUGUCUUCGUCUACGAGGAAGACAAACGCCCGGUUGUGGUGUUACUUGGCUGGGCUGGUUGUCAGGAUAAAUACCUCGCCAAGUAUAGCGCUAUGUAUGAAGAGAAGAGCUGCAUUACGCUACGGUAUACAGCACCGGUGGAGUGUUUAUUCUGGAGAAGAGACCGGAUGCCUUCCAUCGGCAAGCGAUUGGUCCAGGUUAUCGUUGAGAAGAGCUUGAAUAAGCAUCCGAUCUUCUUCCACGUCUUUAGCAACGGUGGGGCCUUUCUUUAUCAACAUGUGAGCUUUGCGAUGCUGAGGACCGACACUCCACUAAAGGUUAAAGGUGUGAUCUUCGACAGUGCACCAGGAGAAAGAAGGUUGACAUCGCUGUUCAAGGCUAUUAGUGUCAUUUUGGGCGGUCAUCCCCUGACCAACCUGCCAAUGUCCUUUUUCAUCACCGUCUUCCUGUCCAUGCUGUGGUUUUACGAGGUUGUCUCGCAGACCUGGAAGAAGAACGGCUGUCCAAUUUUGACGAAUCCCAUUGCUCUCGCAGAAGAAGUGCACUCCUGGCCACAAUUGUUCCUAUACUCGAAUGCUGAUACAUUGAUUCCUGCAUCGGACGUGGAGAAAUUCGCGAAGCGGCGUGCUGAGCGAGGAGUCCGAGUACAGAUGGUGCUCUUCACGGACUCCCCUCACGUGAAGCAUUACGCUGUGUACCGAGAGGUCUACGUCAGCACCAUAUGCAGCUUCAUGCACGAAUGUCUGGCUUCUGGAACCGACAAAUCGGCCGACGGGGAAGACUUAACGGAUUCCCAAAUCGGGGAAGACCCUAGGAGCCCAUUCGAGCCUAUUCCCGGCCUAACGAAGCGAGUCGUGCUUCCUCACGAGGCCUCGAAGCAGCUCAUAUAAAUCUCCUCUGAAGAAUGUAGGCGAAUCAGGCAAAGAAUUCAGAAGUCCCAUAGAAGCCCAGAUCCAAUAUGUUAGCGCUUGCUGCUCUGAAAGUUGGCUAACUAACCAGAAGUGGGAGUGAAAAAGAGAUCCCAUGUGUUAGCCAACGAUAUCUCACAUACGGGAGGAAGAGGGACGCAUUCUUUUUUUUUCUUGCGCUUAAAUCGAAGAACAAGUCUUUAGAGGAAACUCGAACGACGAUUUUCCUUGUUUUACGCACAUAUAAUGAAAAGUUAAAGAAAAGUAGAUAUAUAAAUGCAGAACGAGGCGUUUAUUUCGCGGAUUUCGUUGUAGAAUGGGGAAAUUUUGACAUUCCCCCCAAGGAGGAGAAUUUCCGCGAGAAAGUUUCGACGCAACUUCAAUUUAAUAACGAAUCAAGCUGGACUUGAUUAUUCCUUAAUUAAAACCUACGAGGAGACAUGUCCCCGAAAACCGAGCCAAAGUAAAGAUAUCCGGCGUCGAGUUUUUUUACUUUCCGCGAUUUUUUUACAAGGUUCUCUUAAAUAAAGAAAAACCAUCAGAGAUAAAUUUCGACGCGAAGAAAACUGCGAUUUUUCUUGUUUUUCAAAAUUUCUUCUCAUUGACGCCGAGAACGAAAAUGAAGUUGUUCGGCAUAAAGUUUUUCAUUUUACUUAAUGAGAUUUUUUUUAAUGAGGUGCUCUUAAAUAAUGAAAAACAAGCAAUCCGCGAUUUUUUUUUAAAGGUUCUCUUAAAUAUAGAAAAACGAGUAGGGAUAAAUUUCGACGCGAAAACUGCGAUUUUUCUUGCUUUUAAAAAUUCGUUCUAAUUGAUGCCGAGAUCGAAAGUCUCGGGAAUUGUUACUUUCGGAUGUCCUCGAGGUUGUUCAAUGUCUUGACGUCCAUAUAUUCGAGUAUGUGAAUAUAUGUAUUUUAAUCUGUCGGAUUAGCUAUGAAUAAAGACUGAUAAACUUGA